This is a messenger RNA of Halteromyces radiatus, 1451 nucleotides long. RefSeq names its product cAMP dependent protein kinase regulatory subunit. The transcript is spliced from 3 exons. The record is from RefSeq and is a predicted model, not a curated record. Gene Ontology annotation, cellular component: cAMP-dependent protein kinase complex; nucleus. Gene Ontology annotation, molecular function: cAMP-dependent protein kinase regulator activity. The coding region runs from base 52 to 1317 and encodes 421 amino acids. NCBI's taxonomy places the organism in Eukaryota, Fungi, Mucoromycota, Mucoromycetes, Mucorales, Cunninghamellaceae. Gene Ontology annotation, biological process: regulation of protein phosphorylation.
UUUUUUUCUUUUUUACUUUUUUUUUAAAAAAAUUUAAAAUUAAUAUUUCAAAUGACUAUAGAUAGUAACUUUACUUUUGGUUAUGUUGACGAAUAUACUCAACUUUUGACUGACCUUCAUAAUGAUUACUGUCGUGAUGAACCAACGGAUGUUGUCCAAUAUUGUGCUGACUUUUUCAACCGAAAAUUAGCUGAACAACGCUCUCAAUUCCGAGAACAACGACAGGCCAUGUUUAAUGGAGGAAAUGAACAUCACCCACUAGCAACUAAUGGAGAAAUGGAUAAUGGACCGGAUACACAUACUUUCCAAUGGAUGGAUAGUGACGAUCGCCAAGAUGAUGAAGACGAAGAUGAGGAUGACUUUGAUGAUGAAGAAAGAGACAAUUUUUCAACUGCACCUUUAAACACACCCAUGACCAUGCCUACCAAUUAUCAUCGGGAUCGACGUACCUCUGUCAGUGCUGAAUCGAUUGCUCCUUCUCAAAGUCAAGACUUUAUCAAGACGGUGAUUCCAAAGACAACUGAGCAAUGUGAUCGUAUUCGAUUUAGUGUAGGCAAUAACUUUUUAUUCAAACAUCUGGAUGAAGAACAAGCACAAGAUGUGGUGGAUGCCAUGGCCGAAAAACAUGUGGAAAGUGGAGAUCGUAUCAUUGAACAAGGUGGUGUAGGUGAUUACUUUUAUAUUGUGGAAUCUGGUACUUUUGAUUGUUUUAUCAAGCAACCUAAUAGCGAAGAACAAGUCAAGGUUGUUAGUUAUGAAGCUGGUGGUAGUUUUGGUGAACUUGCUUUGAUGUACAAUGCUCCUAGAGCAGCUACCAUCAUCGCUACUUCUCCUAGUGUUGUCUGGGCUUUGGAUCGUAUCACUUUCCGAACUAUUUUGAUGGAACACACUAGUCGAAAACGUCGCAUGUAUGAAUCCUUUUUGGAAGAAGUCCCAUUACUCAAAUCCUUGAAAUCUUAUGAACGACACAAGAUUGCUGAUGCCUUGGAAUCUGUCUAUUUUGAAGAAGGUCAAACUGUUAUCAAACAAGGGGAUGUGGGUGAUCAAUUCUAUAUCAUUGAAUCUGGAAAUGCUGUCUUUUAUAAAUUGGAUGAAAAUGGUGUACAACAAGAAGUAAAUCAAGGUAGUCGUGGUGCUUAUUUUGGUGAAUUGGCUUUAUUGAAUGAUAGUCCUCGUGCUGCUACUGUGAUUGCUUCUGGUGGUCGUUUGAAAUGUGCUACUUUGGGCAAAAAGGCAUUUACUCGUUUACUUGGUCCUGUACAUGCCAUUUUAACAAGAAACAGCGACAACUAUAGAGCUGUGAUCAGUCAACAAUAGUUAGUAUUUUCAUCCUAUCUCCUUUUUUUUUUUUUUUGAUUAUCCUUUUAUUUUUUCCCAUUUGUAUUCCCUCUUCCAUUCCUUGAGCUUUUUAUCCUAUUUUUAUUAUUAUUAUUAUUAUUAUUAUUAUUAUU